AUGCGCGAGCGUGCAUAUUUACGGACAUGCAUGCAUGCACAGCAGAGACCCAAAGACCAGCUAGCUGGUGGGAGACGAGACAUCCCAACACUGGCAUCACGGCAAGAGGUCCGGGGGCAGAUGAUAUUGCAGAAGUCCUCAUCUUCCUGUAUUGUUGCUAGUGAAGUAUCAUGCAUACAAAGUAUUUUAGCCAAAAAGGAGGAGGAGGAUGAAGAAGAAGAAGGAUGUGGAAGCUUUCUUACUCAUAACUACAUCAUUUAUAAUGAGAGGAUGUUAGAGGCUGGGGCCACAUAUAUCUUUGGGAAAAGUGGAGGCCUCAUCCUGUAUACUUGGCCAGCAAAUGAUAGACCCAGCACAAGGACAGACCGCUUAGCUGUUGGGUUCAGCACAACAGUCAAAGAUGGCAUCUUGGUACGGAUUGACAGCGCCCCUGGCCUUACUGACUUUUUACAACUUCAUAUAGAACAAGGCAAAAUUGGUGUAGUCUUCAAUAUUGGCACAGUUGAUAUCUCUAUCAAAGAAGAGAGCACUCCUGUGAAUGAUGGCAAAUACCAUGUUGUGCGUUUUACACGAAACGGUGGUAAUGCAACACUACAGGUAGAUGGAUGGCCAGUAAAUGAACAUUACCCUUCAGGAAACACUGAUACUGCGUUCCAAUUGGUAAAACAGAAAAUCCCCUUCAAAUAUAACCGACCCGUAGAGGAAUGGCUGCAGGAAAAAGGACGACAGUUAACCAUCUUCAACACCCAGGCUCAAAUAGCCAUUGGAGGAAAAGAUAGAGGGCGUCUCUUCCAAGGUCAGCUUUCCGGUCUCUAUUACAAUGGCUUGAAAGUAUUGAAUAUGGCAGCAGAAAACAACCCCAACAUCAAAAUCAAUGGAAGUGUUCGGCUGGUUGGUGAAGUGCCAUCUAUUCUGGGGACAGCUCCCACAACCUCUAUGCCACCAGAGAUGUCCACCACCGUCAUGGAAACUACCACUACUAUGGCCACUACUACAACACGAAAAAAUCGGUCCACACCUACUAUUCAGACAACAGAUGACCUUGUUUCUUCAGCAGAAUGUUCUAACGAUGAUGAAGAUUUCAUUGAAUGCGAGCAGAGUGUAGGAGGUGAAUUAGUUAUCCCACUUCUUGUAGAAGACCCUUUAGAUAUCCCUCCUAUUACUACUCGUGCACCUUUCAUUACACUCCCCACUACCUUCCGUCCCCUCCUCACCAUUAUUGAGACCACCAAAGAUUCCCUGUCCAUGACCUCUGAGGCGGGGUUACCUUGCUUGUCGGACCAAGGCAGCGAUGGUUGUGAUGAUGAUGGCUUGGUGAUAUCUGGGUAUGGCUCAGGGGAAACUUUUGACUCUAACCUACCCCCUACUGAUGAUGAAGAUUUUUACACCACCUUCUCCUUGGUAACAGAUAAAAGUCUUUCCACUUCAAUCUUCGAAGGUGGCUACAAAGCACACGCACCCAAGUGGGAAGCCAAGGACUUUAGACCUAACAAAGUCUCCGAAACUGGUAGGACUACUAUCACAGCUUUGUCCCCUGAGCUGAUCCGCUCCACAGCUUCGUCCUCGACUGGGAUGGUGCCCAAAUUGCCAGCUGGCAACAUGAAUAACCGUGACCUCAAACCCCAGCCUGAUAUAGUCUUGCUUCCGUUGCCCACUGCCUAUGAGCUAGACAGCACAAAACUGAAGAGCCCGCUAAUAACUUCCCCCAUGUUCCGUAAUGUGCCCACAGCAAACCCCACGGAGCCAGGAAUCAGACGGGUUCCGGGGGCCUCAGAGGUGGUCCGUGAGUCGAGCAGCACAACGGGAAUGGUCGUCGGCAUUGUAGCUGCUGCUGCCCUCUGCAUCCUGAUCCUCCUGUAUGCCAUGUACAAGUACAGGAACAGGGACGAAGGGUCCUAUCAGGUGGAUGAGACGCGUAACUACAUCAGCAACUCAGCCCAGAGCAAUGGCACGCUCAUGAAGGAGAAGCAGCAGAGUUCAAAGAGCGGCCACAAGAAACAGAAAAACAAAGACAAAGAAUAUUAUGUGUAAAAACAAAACAAAAAAAAAUAAUAUUUAUAUAUAAAUAUAUAAAUAUUGAAUGAGCUAUAACUGAACCAAAACUGUUGCAGCCAACGAGAUUGGGAGAAACCGUCUGCGGUUUGAGACCAAUGUUGAGCAUAAACAUUUCAGUCGUUGACUGUUAAGUUUUCAAAUCACUGCUUGGAGUCCCCAAACUCUGCCCUCCUGUAUUAUAAAGCACAUAUAGUGUUCAGAAGAAGGCCUCCCCAGCAUAUCCAUGUUGGCAGACUUAAAAGCCUUCCGAGUUCCUCCUCAGCUGAACUGUUCUGCAAGGGCAGAAAACUUCACGGCUUACUUGUUUCGUAUCUCCAAGUGAGUCUUUAAUGAUGUUCACAAUCUUUGACUGUACUCUAUUUUUUUCAGUUUAUUAUUUUAAAAAAUAACAAAAAAAUAGAAAAAGAAAAAAAGUGGAAAUGUUAGAAACAAAACAGAACAACUGAUCUGGCCAUGUCCAGCCUGAGUAUCAUUUUUCAAGAUGUGAGGGGGAAAGAAAUAGUAAUACUACUAAUAAAAAAUGGUUUGGGGUUUUCAUUAUAUUUUUUGUCUGAGUUUUUUUCAUUUUCUGUGAGAGGUUUUGGGAGAAUGAGCCAGGACAUAAGUCAAGAAGAAAUCUUGGGGAAAAUAUACUAAAUAAAGACUGUUGCCAUAUAUGAACUCAAGUUCUAUCCACAGUGUUUGCUCUACAUAUCAGGUUGUGUUGUCUCUUGAAUCUGUUGUCUGCAGUAAGUUGUUAACAUAAAAAAAAAAGAUGAGGAAGAGGCAGUGAUGGUGAUCAUGCAGAAAAUGAUGGUCAUUGAAAAUUGGACAACCCCAGAUACUGGCUCUAGUUAUUUCUAAGUAAAGUCAUAAGAGGAUAACAGUUUCUUCUUUGACUAGAAGCCCCUAACCAUGUCUGACUACCAUUUGCUCAACUAUGGGGCAAAAACAACAAAAUCAAAAUCAAACCAAAAGUAGUUAUUUUCAAUUGAGUAGUCCAAGCAAAAAUAAGGGAGCCAUUGUCUGGUUCUUUGGCUGAGGACACUGUAUGAAUGCAAAGAGUAGUGAUCAACUGAAUAAAGUGUUUAGAAAGAUUAUGGAGUUUGUCUUGUGACAAAACAACAUGUCACACAAGCCAAAAAAUGUCACAGAGGAAUUCAAAAUAGGGAUUAUGCUUUUAAAAAAACAAAACCAUGAUGGUAUGUUUCAUAUGUAACAAUUUAAUUUUGUAGAUUGACAUUUCUGAUUCGCUGUCCUUCCAUUUGCCCUAUGCUCCCUAUCCCUUGACUUUUAUAUGAAAGAAGAUAAAUUUAAAAAGUCCUUAUGACACACAGAAAAAAUAAAGGAGCUUAUUAAUAGUAUAAUAUAUAUAUAAAUAAAUAAAUAUAAAUAUAUAUAUAUAUAUACAGACACAGAUAUAUUUAUCAUGGUAUGUUUGAUGGGAUGACUGGAACAGAAAUGCUGUUAAACUCUUAAUAUAGAAUGAGACUGUUGUAAAGAAAAAAUGUUUUUACAAAACAGCAAAAAUCUAAACUUUAAAAAUGUGAACAGAGUGUGCAUUUUAACCUUGUCACAGUUACCUGUGUCAAAAAGAAAAACAAUUUUCAAAUAAGAAUAAUUUUUUGUUUACAUAUUUUACUACAAUUUUUUUUGGCUGGUGUAAUUUCUAGAUGGGUACCCUAAUGUACAUAAAAUGCUCUGAGAUUUCAUUGAGUUGUUGAUUAUAUUCAGUGUACUUAAUUGUCGGAUUGUUUCUUUUCUUUCUUUUUUUAAUCUCUUCCAUUUUUUUAAAGAGCAACUUGCUGUACAGUAAAAAAUAAUCAACUGGUGUUUUCUGGCCACAAAUAUCAUGUGCAAAAAAUAACAAUAAUAAAUAAAAUCAAACAAGAAAGACAGCAAGAUUGAUAGAAACAGGGAAAAAACAUAACUUAGAGGACUCUGGCAAAUAAAAAAAAAUGUACAAUUUUCCUGUGUACAGAUGAAAUCUAAUCAGCUGUUUAGGUUUAGAAAUCUACUCUUGCUGGUGUUUAUAAGUCGCAUGAAUCUUUGAAGACGUGUUAUCUAAUGCACACACGCACAUGGGAACAAUAAAAAGAAGGCAGCCUUCUCAUAUGCUUUGAGAAGAGGCUUACCUGGCUAACAAAUAUUUUUGGUGUGUGUGAGGUUUGUUUUGUUUUCUUUGGUUUAAUUUUUAUUUUAUUUUUUUACACUACAACAGAGAAAGAAAGAGAGAAAGAGAAAGACUGGUUUUUAAAAGAUGUGAAAGAAUGAUUUUCAACAGCCUCACUGGCCAAACAUAUAUGGAGUUGAUUAUAUCUUGAUGUCUGUAAAAGAUUGCUGCUGUUCUUGGAGUCUUGUGAAAUGAUUUUCUGCUUUUUUCUUUUUCUUUAGGAAAACCCACUUUUUUUCUUCUUUCUGUUUGUUUGGGACAGAUUUUGGGGAACAUGUGCAUUUCUGUCUGGACGCUUCUCUCAUUUCACUAUUAUUUUCUGAACAGACCUGUGAAGAUUUUUGUUAACGUUAUUGUGCCGUUAUCUCUCACUUUUGUUUCCUUUCUUGUCUCCAUCCUUUUCUUUUCCCCCAGUUCUUUUCUUUUCA
This is a messenger RNA of Thamnophis elegans (Western terrestrial garter snake), 4635 nucleotides long. Its product is annotated as neurexin-3-beta-like. The coding region runs from base 1 to 2031 and encodes 676 amino acids. The transcript has 9 exons. Lineage: Eukaryota; Metazoa; Chordata; Lepidosauria; Squamata; Natricidae. The record is from RefSeq and is a predicted model, not a curated record.